CGCGCGGGGCGGUUCAGCAUGCACACACUGCGAAGACAACGGCUAGAGAAAAAAGAUACAAGCCUCACUCCCGGCGUUUAUAUAAGCACCUAAAUCUUUGACACGGGUCGCAAAUUGUCCGUGUUGGUUUCUUAAUUCGGCAGAAAACCGCGUCGAAGAGGCUCUAAUGGCCAUGCAGAUCCUGGAGAGACCGCAGCAUGAGGGAUUGUCCAGGCGGUAACACGAGAGAGAGAGAGAGGGAGAGAGAUUGCCCAGUCAUCAUGUUGCUGUGGAGCCGUCUCAGAUAUCAACGCUCUAAAGAUCCCUCUAUGACGUCUUGAGUUCUUCUGUGAAACUAACCAGGAGUCACUUCCUUGUUUAAGUAACCAGAGCACGGACACCUGUCCCAAGACAGAGGUACAGACAAAGAGACAUUAGUACAAUAACCAGCGCUGAUCAUGAGUGAGCCGCAGGAAGAGUAUGUGGAGCAUCAGUACAUGUGCAGCGAGUGCCAGCAGCUCUUCAAUACUCUGGAGGAGGUGCUGAUACACCAGCAAGUGCACACCGGUGCAGAAGUAGAAGACCUGGUGGCCAUCUCCAGCAAUGAGGACACCAGGGAUAGUCAUUACCAGUGUCUGGAAUGUGGUGCUCUUCUCAGAAACUCGGAGGAACUGCUGCUCCAUCAAGAGCUGCACAUGAGGGAGGCAGGCCUGGAUGCUGAACAUGAGCUUUGUGAGGUGGCAGAAACCGACGCUGCAGUUGCAGCAGUUCCGAUCCACUACCAGUGUCUGGAGUGUCUGGCUCUCUUCGACACGGCUGAGUCGUGGAUGGCUCAUAGGCAGACGCACAAGAUCAGCACACACAGUGACAUGGCUGACACUGAUUAUGUUCUACAGCCAGAUGGUUCAGUCACCCCUGUGGCCAAAGUGCAAAAUCUGGUGCUAGAUGAACAGCGAGCUGGAGAGAUCCUAACGUUAGCUCAGGCUCUUCGAGAGCAGCAGUCUCAGCCCAAACCUACAGCUCCACCCCGAACUACUCUUCUUCAAAGCACCCAGUCCCUACCUGGCUCUACUUCUGCCAUGCUCCGUCUCCAGUUCUGUUCUGCCCAAGCCAUUGCAGAUGGCUCCGCCUCUACAACCAUUCGCAAAGCCAAGCUCCUCCCUCCACUUCUCCCCUCCGAGCCAAUCAGGCUUGAGAACGGCAUUACUACACUCAGUCUUCUCCCCACUGUUGAGCAUGCAGACUUGGGGAAGCACGCAGAGGGAGAGGUUCUGAUCAUUCAUCCGUACGAGUGCUCAGAAUGCAACCUGCUUUUUAGCACGCCAGAAGAUUUUCUUCACCACCAGGGAGAGCACUUUCUAGCUCAGGACAAAGAGAGUGGGGGUGCCGGGGUCAUGCUAGGCUAUGAAGAUGGUGCUAGAGUAAGGGAAGAUGAAGGAAGGAAAGACAUGAGGGAGGAGGGGAGUAAGGCAGAGCAGGGGAAAGGCCAGGGAGGAAGACGCUCGUAUACGGCCCGGUUGGCGAGUCUCGGAGUGAAUUCGUCCAUUUCAUCAGCCAACCUGCGAUGUGAGGAGUGCCAGAGAACUUUCACCACAGCCAAUCGGCUGGCAGCACAUCUCCGAGUGCAUGAGCAGGGUACACACGAAUGCCCUGAAUGCGACAAGGUGUUCAAGAAAGUGGGAUCACUGCAUACACACAUGCGAACACACUCCGGGGAGGCCCGCUUUCUGUGUGUGGACUGUGGGCAUAGCUUCACAACAGAAAUGACCCUCAUCAUACACAGGAAGUCCCAUACAUCUGAGCCUCUCCACAGGUGCCCUUUUUGUGCCAAAACCUUCACCAAUAUGACCAAGUUUCUUUACCAUCGCCGCACUCAUACUAACCGUGAACCUGUCAGCUCUGCCUCCACAGUUACACUGAAUCAGCGGAUGCCUCUGUCUAUUAUGCAAAGGGCAAGAGAACGAGAGGCUGUGUGGAGAAAACAGAAACAGGCAGUACUUAUGGCUCCUGUAAGUGCUGAAAUGGACACAGGUGAGAGCAUCCUGCAGGCUGCAGCUUCUCUCUCUCAGGCUGCUGUAUCAGCAGAGAAUGCAGUGGAUUCUAAGGAUCAUGCCACAGAAGAAGCACAAAAGCACCAGUCCAAUCCAGGCAACAAUCUCAACCUGGAUGUAAUGGAGGAUUCUGACAAAUGGCAGGCUCCCAUUACCGAGGAUGAUAUAAAGUUCCCAUGCUCUUCCUGCAAGAAAACCUUCACUUCCCAAAUCCGUUUGUUAAGUCACCGCCGAACAGCACACUCCAGUGAGCGCCGCUUCAAGUGCAACGUAUGCGGAAAGCCUUUCAAGAAGCAGAUCCAUCUGCGGAAUCACCUGCGUACGCACACGGGCGAGCGCCCGUUCCAGUGCAGUGUGUGCGGCAAGACCUUCUCUUCACUGGCCAACCUCACUCGACACGGCCUGACUCACACAGGGGUGCGGCCAUACCGCUGUGACGUAUGCCACAGGGCUUUCACACAGUCCUCUAACCUGCGCCAGCACCGCCUGCUCCACAGUAACCCCACACCCUCAGCUUGCCCGGACUGCUCAGCCACAUUCAUUCGACCAGCAAAGCUUGUAGCACAUAGAUUCCUUCACCAUCCAGGAGCACCGGCGCCAUACCCCUGCCCGCAUUGCCCAGAAGGGUUCUUGCGCAAGAAGCAAAGGGAUUUGCACUGCCUGGAGGAACACCCCAACUUGACGCACACUUUUACAGAAGCUACUAAUGAAUCAGGGCUUAAAGGUCAGAAAGCGUCUACAGAGGGUGCAGAGCAGGCUGCUCCUCCAGUCGUAAAGGUAAAUUUGGACUGCACAAUUUGUGGGAAGCGCCUGAACUCCGCUGCUAACCUGCGCCUCCAUCAGUUGAGCCAUGGACUGGGACCAGGCCGCCCACGAGGCUCAGGCUCAGUCUCUGGGAAAUCGCACCCAUGCCCAGUGUGUGGGAAGUUGUUUGUUUCGGCAUCAAGCGUCACGUUGCACCAGCGUGUUCACACAGGUGAGAGGCCGUAUCCUUGUGCUGUCUGUGGCAAGCGUUUCCGGCAAAACACCCACCUGCGCGAGCACCUGCGCACGCACUCGGGUGAGCGUCCGUUUCGCUGCGAGUUCUGCAAUAAGGGUUUUGUGCAGAGCAUGCAUCUGGUCGAGCACAGGAGAACACACACCGGAGAAAGGCCGCAUGCUUGUGCAGAAUGCGGAAAGACCUUCAAGACCAUCUCGAACCUGAGGAACCAUAGAAAGACCCACAACAAGGCACAAGAAGAAAUGGAGCAAGGCAAAGAUGCUAAGCUGGAGACCACCAUGGAGAGCAGCCUUGCGACACUUGCCGUGGUGAACGCCUCAGACGUGAACCUUUGCCAACAGGGUGUCCAGCUGGGGCAACCGCAAGUCAUACAGAUCCAGACUUCUGGUCUGGAGCAGGCUCAAGGCACUCCCACCAUUAUGUGUAAUGAAUUUGGAGAAGCAAUAGCAAUCAUCGAGACAAGUGGCGAUCUGGCGGAGGCUAUAGAGCUUUACCACACUGCGCUGGAAGGCGGGAUUAACAUGGACACCAUCACUCUGGACAACCUGCAGCUUGUGUGAACGGGCAAAGGCAGCUCAUUAGAGUCCGAGACCAUGCUGUGGGACGCUUAAGAGUGAGGGCAGAAUGGGAAUUAAGAAUCAAUUUGAUCGACAAGGUAAUAGUGGGGAAACUGCCUCACUCUGGUAAUUAGCAUUGAUUUUAAUGAUAAAAAGGAACCUAGAGUGUUUCAGGUAGCGUCAGGUUUAAAUUUCUGACCGAUUUCAGCUUGUGAUUAACGGCAAAUAUCACCUUCAAUUUCCGAGAGACCAGAACUGAAGAUGUGUGGGACUGUGAAUAACAGUGUUAUGCUUAUUGACCCUUGUUGCCCCACAAAGUGACACAAAUCCCUGCAGGAUAAGUGUAUUUUUUUCAAGACAAUAUAGUAUUGGGGCAUGUUCCUUGAAAGGAACUUUUACUUUAAAGGCAUGGAUGUGAACAGGAAACCAUGACCACAAGGGACAGAUGCAAGCACUUACCUCAGACACUGUGAUGAGGUAAUGCAUAGCGGAGACAGGUGAGGAGUGCUUGUGCUGCUUAACCUGAUUUUACAAGUCUCCGGCUCUGUAAGUGUCAGAUAAAUGUCUUCUUAUAAAUGUUUUUUUUUUUUUUUUUUUUUACUCUACAAUCUGGAAUGUCAAAGAUUGUUGUAAAUAAAAAUUUA
Molecule: messenger RNA, 4231 nt
Organism: Hemibagrus wyckioides
Lineage: Eukaryota; Metazoa; Chordata; Actinopteri; Siluriformes; Bagridae
Gene: znf526
Product: zinc finger protein 526
Exons: 8
Coding region: 438-3590 (1050 amino acids)
Cellular component (GO): nucleus
Source: RefSeq, a predicted model, not a curated record